AUGGCCGCAUCUGAGGAAAUCCCUGCGGGGAUGGAAAACUUUGUCGUCGGCCUGAUUGGCAUGGGCGACAUGGGGCGAAUGUACGCCGAGAGACUGUCAGAAGCCGGCUGGAGAAUCAUGGCCUGCGACAGAGAAGAUAGUUAUGAUAGCCUGAAAGAAAAAUAUUCUGCCAAUGAGAAGAUUGAGAUUUGCCGCAACGGCCAUCUCGUCUCCCGCGCGAGCGACUACAUCAUCUACAGCGUCGAAGCCGCCGUCAUCGACAGUGUCAUUGCCAGCUACGGACCUUCCACCAAAAUGGGCGCCAUCGUCGGCGGUCAGACGUCAUGCAAGUCGCCCGAGAUUGCCGCUUUUGAGCGUCACCUCCCCGCCGACGUCGACAUCAUCUCGUGCCACUCGCUGCACGGGCCCGGCGUGGAUCCCAAGAACCAGCCCCUCGUCCUCGUGCAGCACCGCGCGCCCGACGCCUCCCUGCGCAAGGUCGAGGCCGUGCUGCGCUGCCUGCAGUCCACCUUUGUGUACCUCUCGGCGCGCGAGCACGACCGCAUCACCGCCGACACGCAGGCCGUCACCCACGCCGCCUUUCUCUCCAUGGGCAAGGCCUGGCACGCGAACCGUCAGUUCCCCUGGACCAUGAGCCGCUACGUCGGCGGCGUCGAAAAUGUCAAAGUCAACCUGAUGCUGCGCAUCUACAGCCAGAAAUGGCACGUGUACGCGGGGCUCGCCAUCCUCAACCCCGAAGCCCGCGAGCAGGUUGCGCAGUACGCGCGCAGCGUGACGGACCUCUACAAGCUCAUGCUCGUCGGGGACCUGGCCGGGCUGCGCGCGCGCCUGUACGCCGCGCGCGACAAGGUCUUUGGCACAAAGGCCUGGGGCGGCGGCGGCGGCGGCGGCGGCAGCGGCGGCAGUGGCACGCUCCUCAUUGAGCCGUCGGUCCUGUCGAGCUUCGCGCUUGGCCAGCCGCCAUCGGACGACGACCCGACGGCGCGCCGCGCCAACAACCACUUGUCGCUGCUGGCCAUGGUGGACUGCUGGGCGGAGCUGGGCAUCGUGCCCUACGACCACAUGCUGUGCAGCACACCGCUGUUUCGCCUGCGUCUGGGCGUCACCGAGUAUCUCUUCCGGACGCCGGCGCUGCUCGACGAGGCGCUCGUCACGGCAGUCGAGGACCAGACGUACCGGAGCGACGACUUGGAGUUUACGUUUGCGGCGCGCGCGUGGGCCGAAUGCGUCAGCUUGGGCCAUUUCGAGACGUGGAGGAAGCGCUUCGAGAGCACGCAGGAGUUUUUUGAGCCGCGGUUCGCAGAGGCCAAGAUAGUGGGCGACCAGAUGAUGAAGAAGGUGUUUGAGAGCACCAAGCCCUGA
Beauveria bassiana ARSEF 2860 is the source of this 1362-nucleotide messenger RNA. RefSeq names its product prephenate dehydrogenase. NCBI's taxonomy places the organism in Eukaryota, Fungi, Ascomycota, Sordariomycetes, Hypocreales, Cordycipitaceae. Gene Ontology annotation, molecular function: prephenate dehydrogenase (NADP+) activity; NAD+ binding; prephenate dehydrogenase (NAD+) activity. The record is from RefSeq and is a predicted model, not a curated record. The transcript is spliced from 4 exons. Gene Ontology annotation, biological process: L-tyrosine biosynthetic process. Bases 1 to 1362 code for a protein of 453 amino acids.